CACAUUGAUCGCACUAUCUUUUUUAUGCCCGUCCAGGCCACAUGUGGCAGGCGUGCGGGGCUAUUCUUGGUCACCUCUGGCAGCUGAUACUGAGCCCCAUUUGGCAGGAGAUACCAGGCCACUUCUGGCAGGUGUAUAGUUCAUCUGUAAUAAUAAUAGUGCUUUUCCCAGCCAGAGGCGUUGUAAGAAUGGCACAGCAGUACCUUCAGCAGCCUGAGAAGGAGGUGCCUAUGACCUCAGCCUCCCUUUCACCUGCUGCAGGAAAACAUGAGUCUAUACUAGCCAAUGGCUCAUCAGUGGAACCUGAAGAUGGCAACAAGGAACGUAUCCUGGCAGGGGCAAGGGCCAGCAGCAAGAGAACCUCCUUGAAAAGUUCCAGUAGAACCUCCUGGAAGGUCUCCAAGAGCCCUAUAGAGAGUGGAACACCCACAAGUUCUCCUCAAGUCAAAUCCCAGGCGUCCCCCUCUGCACAGCAUCUCUACACCAGAAGUUAUAGCAAACAGAAUCUCCGACCCAAAACUCCUGCGCGGUGUCAUCUCACCGGAGAAGGAGAAGCAGCCCGGGAUGUCUCAAGUUCUAAGGAACUGGCAGUGGGGCAACAUCAAAGAGGGAGGACAGGAAGUCUCUUACAUCUUGCAAAGUCCACCCAGAAGGAGGCAGAAAAUGUCCAAGCCUACUCAGGUGGCAAAGAACCAGGAGCAGGGCAACAUCGACCGCUGGGACUCAGGGUGCCUGGAUCUCUCCGAAAGACCUCCAACACCAGCCAUAAGGAAGCCAGGGAAUUCCGGAAUGGCUUACGUGCUAAGGAGUCCUUAGCAUCCAUAGGGCAAGACGUGAAAGCCGAGGGGAAGCUCUUUCAGGAGAAGGAAAGCAGCAUAAUCCCAGUUAACAUCAAACACAAGUUCGGGAGCAGCAUCGUGGAGGAUCUUGUCACCGAGGAGCAGGCACGCCGAGCUCUGUGUGAGGCUGGUUUGAUUGAAGGGCAGAAACGACUCAGCAACCUGACACCUAAAAUACCAGAGAACCCCAUGGCCACCACACCCUUUGCUGAUUAUUUUGAACUGGGUUACAAUCUGAGGUCAAACAUCUUCCAAGGUGGCCCAUUAGAGAGUAAGAGCCUGAUGAAGGAUUCCUAUACACCAGAUGUGAUUCAAAGGGCAGUCAGAGACCCCAAGCAUUGGCAUGGAAGGAAAACCGAUGAGCUAGGGCGAUGGCAUCAGAAAAAUGCCCUAAACCUUAACCUGCAAAAAGCUUUGGAGCAGAAAUAUGGAGAGAAGAACAAAGGUACCAAAUCCUAGAAGGCCCAGGGUAAAGAAGCGAAGCACACUCCAGCUGGAAUCCUUCUCUGCCUCGGCUUAGAAUAAACCUCUGUGCAGGCUCGA
This is a messenger RNA of Pelodiscus sinensis (Chinese soft-shelled turtle), 1382 nucleotides long. It is a transcript of the gene CIMIP4, whose product is annotated as ciliary microtubule inner protein 4. Lineage: Eukaryota; Metazoa; Chordata; Testudines; Trionychidae. The record is from RefSeq and is a predicted model, not a curated record.